AAAAAAAAGUUUUGUAUUCUUUUCCAAAAUAAUUUAUUCAAAAAACGAUUAGAGAAGAACCAGUCGUUGCUCUGGACAUUUCCAGGAAGCUUCCCUUUUACAAUCUCUCUUCUCUCUCCCUUUCUUACAAGAAGAUGUAGAAGAAACAAAAAGUCUUUACUCUGAUAAGAACCUCCAGUCUCUUUUGAUCAUUCACUGCGAUAUUUAUUUUUUAUUUUAGUUUUUCUCGCUUCCUUGGGGUUGCUAUUGGCCUACUUUGUGGUGCAUGAAGAAGUUUUCUUGGAUAUAUUGUUUUUAUUAAUUACAGGUUGAUCUCUGGAUAGACUUUGUAACUUGAACAAGUUAACUCAAGUUACAGUCAUGAAUUAUUCACAGGAGAAGUUUGUGAGGUUUCAGGAUUGGAGGUCGGAGAAAAGUAUGGAAACACAGUAUUCCGUGAGUGAUGGGAUACAUUCAAGAAAAAUUAGGAUGAGUAUAACCUCUGUCUCGGAGAAGUUUCAAAGAGGAUUAGAAUCUGGCUCUGAAAGAAUCAAAAGGAUUAGAAAAUCAUUAAAAUCGUAUUCGUUCGGAAGUGCUGUUACUAAAGGCUUGAAUUCUGGGAAUAAGAUUCUUGACCCCCAGGGACCUUUCCUUCAAAGAUGGAAUAAGAUAUUUGUAUUGUCAUGUCUAAUUGCUGUUUCGCUGGAUCCUUUGUUCUUUUAUGUACCUGUGAUUAAUGAUAUUGAGAAGUGCCUUGGUUUGGACAGCAGGAUGGAGAUUGUAGCCAGCGUUCUGCGUUGGUUCACAGAUAUUUUCUAUAUAAUUCAUAUUAUUUUUCAGUUUCGUACUGGUUUUAUUGCUCCAUCUUCUCGAGUAUUUGGAAGAGGUGUUUUAGUUGAAGAUACUUGGGAAAUAGCUAAGAGGUAUCUGUCAUCAUAUUUCUUAAUUGACAUUCUUGCAGUCCUUCCACUUCCGCAGGUCGUGAUUUUAAUUAUCAUUCCAAAAAUGAAGGGCUCGAGAUCUUUGAAUACAAAGAACUUGUUAAAAUUUGUUGUUCUCUUCCAGUAUAUACCAAGGUUUAUGCGUAUCUAUCCAUUGUAUAAAGAAGUUACAAGAACUUCUGGCAUACUUACAGAAACUGCAUGGGCUGGAGCUGCAUUUAAUCUGUUUCUUUACAUGCUUGCCAGUCAUGUACUUGGAGCCUUUUGGUACUUGGUUUCCAUAGAAAGAGAAACAGUAUGCUGGAAAAAAGCCUGUGAUGAUCAUAUUGGUUGUGUACGUGAUUCUUUGUAUUGUGGUAAUCAAGCAGGAGUAAACAAGACUUUUCUGGAUGGGGCUUGCCCUGUACAAAUACCAAAUACAGAGAUAUUUAACUUUGGAAUAUUCCUUGAUGCCCUUCAAUCUGGUGUUGUGGCAACUCAUGAUUUUCCAAAGAAGUUCUUUUACUGUUUCUGGUGGGGCCUGCGAAAUCUAAGCUCUCUUGGUCAAAACCUUGAAACGAGUACUUUUGUUUGGGAAAUCUGCUUUGCAGUUUCCAUUUCUAUAUUUGGCUUGGUACUAUUUUCGUUUCUCAUUGGAAAUAUGCAGACAUAUCUGCAAUCCACAACCACAAGAUUGGAGGAAAUGAGAGUUAAGAGGCGUGAUGCAGAACAGUGGAUGUCUCAUCGCUUACUUCCUGAGAAUCUCAGAGAACGUAUCAGGCGACAUGAACAAUACAAAUGGCAAGAAACCAGGGGUGUUGAUGAGGAGAAUUUGGUUUGCAAUCUUCCCAGAGACCUCAGAAGGGACAUAAAACGUCAUCUCUGCUUGGCCUUGCUUAUGAGGGUGCCUAUGUUUGAGAAAAUGGAUGAGCAACUACUGGAUGCAAUGUGUGACCGUCUCAAGCCAGCUCUCUACACAGAGGAAAGCUACAUUGUUCGAGAGGGAGACCCUGUUGAUGAGAUGCUUUUCAUCAUGCGAGGCAAGCUAUUAACGAUGACCACUAAUGGUGGAAGAACUGGCUUCUUCAACUCUGAGUACCUUAAGGCUGGUGAUUUCUGUGGAGAGGAAUUGCUGACGUGGGCCCUAGAUCCCAACUCCUCUUCUAACCUUCCUAUCUCAACAAGAACUGUUCAAACCCUUACUGAAGUCGAAGCAUUUGCCUUAAUGGCUGAUGACUUGAAAUUUGUCGCGUCCCAAUUCCGGAGACUUCACAGCAAGCAACUCCGCCACACUUUCAGGUUUUACUCACAGCAAUGGAGGACUUGGGCAGCAUGUUUUAUACAAGCUGCCUGGCGACGAUAUAGUAAAAAGAAACUUGAAGAGUCCCUCCGUCAAGAGGAGAACAGGUUGCAAGAUGCAUUAGCCAAGACGAGUGGAAACUCACCUAGUUUAGGUGCCACCAUAUACGCCUCAAGAUUUGCUGCAAAUGCGCUUCGUGCUCUUCGGCGUACGGGUACUCGCAAGGCAAGGUUACUGGAGAGGGUGCCACCAAUGCUGCUUCAGAAACCUGCAGAACCAGAUUUUACAGCUGAAGAACGGUAGGUGUAGACUAUGUUUUAUGAUUUUUGUAUUUGAUUGUUGUGUACAAAGUAAAAUUAGAACUACUUCAGCCAACAAAGAAAUGAAAAUAGGGGAAGGGGGGAAGGGUUGGAAUUGACGAAUGACCGAUGGUGGCUGGAUGAGGAUUGUGUAAUUUAUAUAUGUUGUAUAUGGUGAUGUAUAAUUGUAUUCAUUUUCAGCUUCCAGUGAUCUUUCAAUUUCACAUGUUUUUCA
This is a messenger RNA of Ricinus communis (castor bean), 2733 nucleotides long. Its product is annotated as cyclic nucleotide-gated ion channel 1. The coding region runs from base 361 to 2502 and encodes 713 amino acids. Gene Ontology annotation, molecular function: monoatomic ion channel activity. Gene Ontology annotation, cellular component: membrane. The transcript is spliced from 8 exons. The record is from RefSeq and is a predicted model, not a curated record. Lineage: Eukaryota; Viridiplantae; Streptophyta; Magnoliopsida; Malpighiales; Euphorbiaceae. Gene Ontology annotation, biological process: transmembrane transport; monoatomic ion transport.